Spirodela intermedia is the source of this 1734-nucleotide messenger RNA. NCBI's taxonomy places the organism in Eukaryota, Viridiplantae, Streptophyta, Magnoliopsida, Alismatales, Araceae. The record is from the annotation of a GenBank genome assembly.
AUGGAGAGCUGCUCUUCAGCUUUGUCAAGGGUUUUCCUUCCAGGUGUCUCCCACCGCCGAAGGAGCCCUGGGGAACUACCGAAGGGGUUCCGUCGAAACCGGUGCUCUUCUCUCCCUUCGUUCACCGAGGAAUCCUACGCGGCUCCCGACCUUUCCGAUGUCCCAAGCACGAAGGAGACGAAGGGACAACAGUGGAGCCGGUCCCUGUGCGAUGUCCUGGAGAAUGCCGUCGACAGGCACUUCAAUCGGUACCCUCUACAUACGUCGGUCGACCCCGCGCUGCUGCUGGUCGGAAACUUCGUCCCCGUUGACGAGAUGCCGCCCACCCCGUGUCCCAUCGUCAAGGGGAACAUCCCCGAGUGCCUCCGCGGCGGCGCUUACAUCCGAAAUGGCCCCAAUCCAAGGCAGUAUCCCCGCGGUCCGCAUCAUCUCUUCGACGGGGACGGGAUGCUCCACUCUCUCCUCCUUCCUCGGGGUGACUCCGACGGCUCCCACGCGGUUCUCUGCAGCCGCUACUCCAGAACCAGCGCCCCGGUGAUCUCCAAAAUAUUCGUUCUUGGGGGUCUCGGUGGCAUCGCCAGGAUCGGUGUAGUCCUAAAUAGAGUUCUCGCCGGGCAGAUGGACCCCACUGAGGGCAUGGGUCCGGCCAGGACCAGCGUCUCCUUCUUGGAAAACAUCUUCGUGCUCGGUGAGACCGACCGACCCUUUACCGUCUACCUGUCUCCCGAGGACGGCGACCUACUGUGAAGGAGCGGAGGGACCUCGGCGGGAAGCUGGCGAAAGGCGGGUCGGUCAACCAUAAGCAGGACCAGGAAUCCGGCGAGCUCUUCGCCGUAAGCUACGGCCACUUCCCCCUGUUCUUACCUACGACUGCUUCGACAGUAGCGGUAACACGAAGCUGGAGGUCCCAUCGGUUCUGUCCUGAAACCGUCCAUCUUCCACGAUUUCGCCGCCACAAAGAACUACGCCAUCCUCCCGGAGACACAACUGGUGAUGGACCCACUGGGGAUGACCUUAUUUGACGGCUCCUUCAUCCGUUGCGACACAAAGAAGGCCCCCAGUGUGGGGGUGUUGCCCCGAUACGCCUCGUCGGGAACGGAAAUCAGGUGGUUCGACUCACCCGGAUUCAACCCGAUGUACGUAUGCAACGCAUGGGAGGAGGGCGACGACGGUGGAGUGCUGGUUGUGGUGGGUUCCAGAACCGUCAACUUUGAGCAGCUUAUGGGGAGGAUGGAGCUUCUACACGAUCACAUGGAGAUGGUGUGGAUUGAUCUCAAGACGAGGAUUAUCUCCCGGACUACGCUAUCCGUUACGAGCCUCCGCUUCGGAGCCGUCAAUCCGGCCUACCAGGGAAGGAAGAGCCGCUACGCCUACGCGGGGAUCUCCGACUUCCCACCGAAGAUACAGAGCGUAGCGAAGCUCGACGUGGCGCUGGCGGCGCAGGGAAGGGAGUGUGUGGUCAUCAGGAGGGAGUUCGGGCCAGGGUGCUUCCUGGGGAGCCUUUCUUCGUCCCCAAGGAGGAGGGGGAAGAGUUCGACGAGGACGAUGGGUACCUGCUGAUGUUCAUCCAUGACGAGAACGAGGAGAAGUCGGAAGUUUGUUGUGAUAGACGACAAGCGGCCGGGCCUAGAUGUGGUGGUGGAGAGAGAGAGAGAGAGAGAGAGAGAGAGAGAGAGGGCCAAGUCAAUCUGGGCGGCGUUUAUUUUUAAAGUCACUUCGAUGGGUCAAUCUUAA